AUGAAAGAGCCGAGGGAGCUGUUCCCCGACCGCUUCGAAUACAUCAGCGGGCCGUCGGCUGAGACGGUCAAGACCUUCGCCGAGCAGAGGCCAGAUGUGCGCUGUGACGUCAUCAGCGUUGAUGGAGAUCACAGCACCGAAGGCACACUGGCAGAUUUAGACAACCUCCGGAAGCUUGCAUCGUGCAGGAAUUGGGUCCUGAUGGACGAUGCGGGCUGGAACUCCACAAACUCAGCCUGGCAAAUGGCGAAGGAUCUCGGGAUCCUCACACAGGUAGAGUGCUUUGCCGACAUGAAUCCCAGGCCGGACUACCAGUUCAUGGAGUACCCGGAGAACCGCUCUUGGUGCCUGGGAUUCUUCAACGUCCACGACUUCGAUGACACCUGCCCAGUCUGGUUCGAAGAAAGCCCAAACACCAAGCGGACCUUCGUACGGCCCAUCGAAAUCUGA
This is a messenger RNA of Symbiodinium sp. CCMP2592, 450 nucleotides long. The record is from the annotation of a GenBank genome assembly. NCBI's taxonomy places the organism in Eukaryota, Dinophyceae, Suessiales, Symbiodiniaceae.